Microtus ochrogaster (prairie vole) is the source of this 687-nucleotide messenger RNA. Its product is annotated as odorant-binding protein 1a-like. The transcript has 7 exons. The record is from RefSeq and is a predicted model, not a curated record. Gene Ontology annotation, molecular function: odorant binding; small molecule binding. Lineage: Eukaryota; Metazoa; Chordata; Mammalia; Rodentia; Cricetidae. Bases 1 to 687 code for a protein of 228 amino acids.
AUGGUAAAUUUUCUGCUGCUAACUUUGGCAUUUGGUCUGGCUCAUGCUGAGGUAAAUUCAUUUGGAAAGUGGGAUACCAUUGCCGUUGCUGCUGACAAUGUGGCCAAGAUAGAGGAAGGAGGACCUCUGAGACUCUAUGCUCGUGAACUUACUUGUAGUGAGGAAUGUAACAAAUUGGAAGUCACAUUUUACGUCAAUGCGAAUGGCCAAUGUUCAGAGACAAAAAUCACUGGUUAUAGGCAAGAAGAUGGCACGUACAGAACCCAGUAUGAAGGUGAUGGUAGAUUUAAACCUGUGCAUGGAAUAUCAGACAACAUAGUCUUUAUCUGUCAGAAUGUGGAUAGAGCUGGCCAGACAACAAACCUGAUUUAUGUUAUUGGAAAAGGUCAACCUUUGACUCCUGAACAAUAUGAAAAACUUGAGGAAUUUGCCAAGGAACAGAACAUGCCAACAGAAAACAUCCGAAAUGUUCUGGCUACAGGUCCCGAGCAGCUCGCAGCAGGUCCUGAUGCCAGGGAAUCCCUGGAAGGCGCAGUUUCCCAGCGGCGAGCGACUGGACAGGCGAGCAGGCUGCUUGAGAACCCAAUAUCAACCAGAGUCAUCUUCCAAAAUCUCCACCCUAUUUUUCUAAGGAACCCGCCCUAUGAUAUGACAGAUGACCCCAUUAAGAAAUUCUUGAGACGAUGA